AUGACCAAUGAAGAGCUACUCCAAAAGCUCAUGACUGAAAUAGGGACCAAAUUAAAUGCUAGAAUAGAUAAGCAGGAUGAGAACAUUAGAAACAUCCAGAUAUCCCAAAUGAGUUUAGAGAAACCAGUUGCGCAAGUGGCUAAUUCUUUGAACUUGCGUCCCCAAGGUGGGCUGCCCGGUGAUAUUGAGCCCAACCCAAAGCAAUUGCAUGCGGUAAGUAUUAGAAGUGGGCUACAAUUAGAGGAACUAGCUCCAAAUAAGAAAGACACUGAGGAUAUCCCGAAGUAUGCUAAAUACGUGAAGGACAUUGUGGCUAGCAAGAGGAGGCUCACGGAACAUGAAGCUAUAGUGCUUACUGAGGAGUGCAGCUCAAGGAUCCAAAACAUACUGCCCAAAAAGUUAAAAGAUCCGGGUAGUUUUACUGUGCAGAUUACAAUUGGGCAAAGUGUUCAUGCCCGGGGGUUGUGUGAUUUGGGGGCAAGUAUAAAUUUGAUGCCCUUAUCUUUGUAUCUGAAGCUUGGGUUGGGUAGUCCAAAACGAACCACUGUUAUUCUCCAACUUGCUGAUAGAUCCAUUGCUAAGCCAGAGGGGGUGGUAGAAGAUAUGUUAGUACAAGUAGGUUCAUUGAUUUUUCCGAUAGAUUUUGUGGUCUUAGACUUUGAACUCGAUCCUGAAGUUCCAUUCAUUUUGGGACGUCCUUUCUUGGCCACGAGUAGGGCAUUGAUCGAUGUAGAAGCUGGUCAAUUAACCAUGAGGGCACAUGAUAAGUUAUCUGUUAUUACUGUGGUUGAUCGCAUAGUAGAGUCGCAGUUAGUUGUGCCCGAAGACCCCUUAGAAAGAGUGUCAAUAGGUCAUAAGAGAGAUGAAGACACUGAGGCUCAAGAGAUAGAAAUAUGUCUGAAUCUGGCACUUGUGGAGCCUCACAAGCGGAGAGUGGAACCAUUAGAGCGUGAGUUAGGGCCACCACCCAAACCCUCCAUUGAGGAAGCCCCAAAGCUGGAACUGAAAACACUGUCGGCUCACCUCAGAGUUGUCUGA
Solanum tuberosum (potato) is the source of this 1038-nucleotide messenger RNA. RefSeq lists its product as uncharacterized. The coding region runs from base 1 to 1038 and encodes 345 amino acids. The transcript is spliced from 4 exons. NCBI's taxonomy places the organism in Eukaryota, Viridiplantae, Streptophyta, Magnoliopsida, Solanales, Solanaceae. The record is from RefSeq and is a predicted model, not a curated record.